Brassicogethes aeneus is the source of this 613-nucleotide messenger RNA. The record is from the annotation of a GenBank genome assembly. Lineage: Eukaryota; Metazoa; Arthropoda; Insecta; Coleoptera; Nitidulidae.
GGUACCUGAAAAAACGUCAAAUCUGUCACUUUGUUUUUGCUUGUCCAACUAGAUUGAAAAUGGGGGUACACGCAUCGCCAACCGGGGGCGUAAAGCCCAUGACCAUCUCCGGUCGCUAUAAUUCAGAGAGAGAAAGGUUAUUUGGCAUGACCGAUGAGGAAAGGGCUUUCCGUAAACAGUGGCUAAAAGACCAAGAAUUGUCCCAUAAUGAACCCAAAAAAGUACCAGAAAUGUACAAGGCUUUAAAUAACCCCAUUCGUAGAUUUUACAGAUUACCAUUAGAUACUCUUCAAAAAAUAAUGGAACCUGCUUUGGGAGCGCAAAGGGCUCUUACAAUCAGGUAUUUUGGUGGUAAAUUCUUGAUGGGCAUUAUGGGAGCUUAUGCUGCUACCUAUUAUUUUAAAUAUAAUGCCAAUGAUUGGACAAGGAAGGGUGGUUGGAGAGUAAACCAAUCUAGAAUUGCUGUAGUUGAAGGUGACCCUGAAUAUCCCAAAGCAUCUGAUAAAGUUAAACCUGAGGAUUAUGCUAGCAGAGGUUUCAAGGAAAAUAUGGUAAAAUUGUCAUAACUACCAUUGUAGAUAAUUGUUAAAAUAAAUAUAGUUAAUUUAUUGAG